AUGGGCUGUGCACUCUGCAAAAAACAAACGAAUAAAGUAAAACUCGCACCUAUUAUCCAACAAGAAGUCCAAGAAAUCGAAGAAGUCGCAUAUUUACCAAUAACAGCUCUAGAAGAAGACCUCGAUUUAAAAUCAAUUGUAGAGCUAAAUAUAAGUUGUCAAAAUCUCCCUUGCGAUUCCAGCAAAAAAAUAAACCCUAUGGUCGUUUUCUUCACCCAAAAUGAAAGCGGGGAUUGGCUUGAGGACACUCGAACUGAAAUACAAAAAGGGAACCAAAAUCCAGCAUUUAUUUCGUCAGUAAAGGUAUCCUACAGCUUUGAAAAACAAAUGCAUUUUAAGCUAGAAGUCUAUGAUAUGAAGUACCCAAGUGAUGAGAGCUUAAGAUCCCAGAUACUCCUAGGCUGUUCCUUUUUCAAUAUUCACGAAAUCGUUUGUUCAUCAGAAAUGGCUGUUACGAAAGACAUUGAAAAUUUAUCUAUGAAGUCUAAGAGCAUGGGAACACUCACGAUCAGGUUUGAAGAGUCAAGCUCCAAAAACUUUUUAGUCAAAAUGAAGUGGGGAAUGACCUCAAAUAUCAAAGGAAACAUUUGUAUUAGGCUGUCCAGAGCAUCUGAUAAAGAUUUUGUUCCAAUUUAUCAGAGCGAGACAUUGUCAAGCUUCCUAACUAAAGGAGUUUUGGCUUGGCACACAAUUGAAAUGUCAAUGAACAAGCUCUGCAGAGGCGAUGAAAGCCGGCCUAUAAGACUUGAAUUAUUAAGAGCGGAUCUCAAAAAACAAGAAUUUUUAGGCUUAUGCAUUUUUACCUUACUUCCUUAAAAAUAUUAUAUAAAUUUAAAGACGAAUUAAUUUCUUAUUUUGAAGGAAAGAUUUUAUGUGAAAAAUUUUAUUAUGAAAAAAUAUAUAUAUAUAAAAAUGUUUUUGUUUAUAAAAUUUAUUAAAUAGAGUGCUCCUUUAAAAUAGACUAAGUUACAUAUAAAAUAUCUAUUUAGGCUUCAUUAAUUGGCUAUAAAAUUUACAUAGAAAUUAUUAUUUCAUAGCAUAUCAGCGAAAACUUGUUAAAAAAGAUUCUCAUUAGAUAUUUGUUUGACAAAGACGCUAUUUUUCGAUUAGAAAAAAAACUUCCGAUAAAAUAAUUCCAAGAGGAAAUUCUCCCAAGGAAAAAUCAUACAUACAGCAUAUUAUUUUACCAAUAAAAAUAAAAAUUUAUUCCAAUUUAAGUAGGGAGAUUUAGCGGAGCUUAAAAGCACUGUAAAUUUCCAAACUUUUAUUACAAAUAACGAAAAAGUGAUAUCUCAAAUUAUGUUGAAGGAGUUUGUAUUUGAAGAAAGAAUUUCCUUUUUAGAUUACGUUUUUGGAGGAUGUGAAAUUUCUUUGAUAGUCGGUAUAGAUUUCACAAAAAGUAACGGCGACCCAUCAGCAAGUGGAACUUUACACAAUUUGGAUAGUGGAGAUUUAAAUGAAUAUACUCAUGCUCUUAAAGCAGUAGGUGAUAUUUUACAGUAUUAUGAUUCAGACAAAAAAAUACCUGUUUACGGGUUUGGGGCAAAGCUUCCGCCUAAUUUUGAUGUGAUUUCUCAUUGUUUUGCCCUUAACGGGAAUUUUUUUGAUCCUGAAGUAAAUGGGGUUGACGGUGUUUUGGAUUCUUAUAAAUCAGCUGUAGCUUCAGUGAAAUUUCAUGGGCCUACUAUAUUCAAUGAGAUAACAACCAUAGCAAACGAUUUUGCAGCUAAUGCAAAUGUAUCACAGAAAACUCAGCAAUAUUUUAUUUUGCUUAUUUUGACAGAUGGAAUUAUCAAUGACCUUGAGUCUACAAUUGAUGAAGUUGUAAGAGGAAGUGAACUUCCUUUAAGCAUUAUCAUCGUUGGGGUUGGAAAAGAAGAUUUUUCUGCUAUGCAACAGCUGGAUGCUGAUGGGGAACCUUUAUAUUCAAAAAAAUACCAAAAGAGGGCAAUUAGGGAUAUAGUUCAAUUUGUGCCUUUUAGUAAGUUUAAUGAUAAUCCUAUGACUUUAGCAAGAGAAGUUCUUUUUGAGGUUCCGAAUCAAUUUUUAAGCUAUAUGAAAAUGCAUGAUAUUAAGCCAAAUCAGCCUCAGGUGGAAGAAAGUAAAUAUAAUAAAAGCUAUGCGAGGACGCAAACUAGUAAAGUGCUUUUAAGUUGAUAUAAAUAAACGGCAUUCGAUCAGAGAGAAAUUAGCUACGCUAAUUUUCUCUUCCUCAUGGAAUUUUAUUUAUGUGGUUAGGUUUCUCUCGAAAGCAAUAGCGGUUUAACUUUAGGGCUAACCAAAGGAUCUGCGGAGCAGAUAAAUCAUGAGGGUCAAGGUUCACAAUUCAGAACAUUUGAGAGGAUGAUCCUAGGCGGAACAUGCGCAGGAGCUUAGACAGGCAAGAUUAGUGGCAUCUCGCCGAGUGAAAACACUAGCUAGGGUGUUUGAUGAUUAAUAUUGGAUGAUCUGCCUUUUGGAUCAGAUAUGCGCGCGAUGUCACCAUUUUGGCUCUAUCUCUCGAGUGGGAGUGUGGCGUUAGACACCUUAAAUACUCUAAUUAAUAUAAUGCAACGCUUUCAAGUCGAUCAAAUAACUCAUCAACUUCAAGUUUGUUGGAAAAAAUGAAGUCUCAAUUUAUAAAUGACCUAUCUCAAAUUGGCUAUAGUAGGCAUAAUAUACUCGAAGUCAUUGACAAAGGAAUUUCAUGUAUGAAUGCCCAGUUAGCAGGAGAACUUAUAACUAUCGCUAAAUCUUCCAAAUCAGUAAAAAAAUCAGCUUUAAAAAAGUCAUCAGCAGCCUCAUCUCCAAAAGGACCUAACACAAACUUUGAAAACUCUCCAAGAUGCAUGCUUUGUCAUCAAAAUCCUAUAGAAUUAUAUGUUAAAGACUGUGGGCAUGAAAUUGCUUGUUUGCAAUGCAUUAAUUUAAUAGGAAAUAAAUGUCCUAUUUGUUCCAGCAGGGUAACGAAAUGCAUACAAAAAUUUUCUAAUUAA
Messenger RNA from Blepharisma stoltei, 2975 nucleotides. NCBI's taxonomy places the organism in Eukaryota, Ciliophora, Heterotrichea, Heterotrichida, Blepharismidae. The record is from the annotation of a GenBank genome assembly.